Messenger RNA from Cantharellus anzutake, 726 nucleotides. RefSeq lists its product as uncharacterized. Lineage: Eukaryota; Fungi; Basidiomycota; Agaricomycetes; Cantharellales; Hydnaceae. The record is from RefSeq and is a predicted model, not a curated record. The coding region runs from base 95 to 667 and encodes 190 amino acids. The transcript is spliced from 3 exons.
GGCCAACUUAGGAAACAUGGAAUGCGAGGUUAUAUCUUCACAUCAGCCCUGGACAAAGCACGGGCCAUAGAUCAUCCCUGUAUUCUGAGUUGAAAUGGCUCCUUUGUGUGGCGUCUGCAGGCGAGACAGUUCAAAGUACUCAUGCCCAGAUUGCCAAUUGAAAUAUUGUUCUCUAGCUUGUUUCAAAGAUCACCGGCCUGCAUGUCGAUCAGCAUCUUCGACUGAUGUUGCUAGAUCUUCAAGUCUGCGACUCCCAGACCAAGCCGCGGACGUGCCGCUAAAACCAUUGUCUUCACUGAGAUGGCCCUUUGUUCCUGAGGCGCCUUCAUUUCAGGAUCCCCUAUCAGGGAAUGACCCUCAACCACUAAAACUAUCUCAAUUUGAAGCGAUCGCCACAUCCAAUGCAGUUAGAGACGCACUAGCUUCCAACGAGCGUUUGCAUGGCCUUCUUCGAGUGUUGGAUAGUAUGUCUCCCAACGAAAGAAAUGCCCGAAUGAGGCAUUUACUGGGGUUAGGGGAUGCGGGUCAAUUGGAUCCAAACAAGUUGACUGAAACCGAGAAAGAGGAUGCUGAAUCAUUCUCCAUCUUUGUUGCAGUGAUUCAAGAUUGUAUUUCUGGCGUUGACCAGGAUGGAGAGAAGUACGACGGGUUACAAUGGGCUUCAUGAAUGUUCAUUUGGCAUGCAACACAGUGAAUCCAGCUUGCCCGCGCCGGCCGUUAUGUAUU